Messenger RNA from Helobdella robusta, 657 nucleotides. RefSeq lists its product as hypothetical. Lineage: Eukaryota; Metazoa; Annelida; Clitellata; Rhynchobdellida; Glossiphoniidae. The coding region runs from base 1 to 657 and encodes 218 amino acids. The record is from RefSeq and is a predicted model, not a curated record. The transcript is spliced from 5 exons.
AUGGAUUCACUUGCCAUGCGUUUGCCGACGACAUUCAGUGAGAAAAAUGAAAAAUCGAAAAAACGAACUACAAAAACUUUAGUGAGAAAAAUCGAAAACGAUAGCGGCAGUGGUAAUGAUGGUGGUAUUUGCGAUUGUGAUGAUGGUUGUAAUGGUAACGAUAAAAGUGGUAGUAAUGAUCGUGAAGUUACCAAAGAAGACUCAGAACUAAAAUUGCAAUUAGGGCCGUUCAAUUCAUCUUCCGCUGAUACCCUGUUGGAUUUGUUUAAUUCUGAAAUCGUGAGAAUUGUGGAUAUGGUUGCUCCUUGUCGUUAUGUCAAAUCUACUCAUGUGUCAUCCGCCCCUUGCACGACUAUAGAAAAUACUAACAAACCAAUCCAGUUUGAGUAUGUCUCUAGGGUCGUCUCUCCUGAAGCAAUUGUUAAUCUUUCAGAUUUUCAAAUGUGCACGCCAGAUGAAUUGCGUAAAAUACUGCAGCAGGUGCACCAGGAGUUUUUCACAAGAGCCUACAGCUACUUCGUUGUGGAAGAUGAAAAAACUGGAGUCUGUUUUGAUGAAGCUAUGGAUGGAGUGAUCAAACUGGAUGGAGUUGCUAACGCUGGAGCUUGCAUUCAAAAGUGCAUGGUUAAGAUCACGCACUCGUUUUUGAUUUCAUAA